Molecule: messenger RNA, 3894 nt
Organism: Plasmodium reichenowi
Lineage: Eukaryota; Apicomplexa; Aconoidasida; Haemosporida; Plasmodiidae
Exons: 1
Coding region: 1-3894 (1297 amino acids)
Source: RefSeq, a predicted model, not a curated record
AUGGAGAAUUCAAUUAGACAUUCAAUUGAUAUAAAGUCAGAAGAUUUUGUAGUUAUAAUUGCCCUUCAGAAUUUACAAACUUUUAUUAUGAUUGGAUAUACAGCAGUAAAUAAAAUAUAUUUAACAUUCGAUGUUGAAUAUUUAUGGGCAUUGUGUCUUGGGACAUUAUUAUUUAUAUAUUCUUUAAUUAGUUUUGUUGUAAUAAGAACUUUUGUUUUAUCAAAAAUUGAUAUUGGAAAAUAUGUUUUAGAAAUUUUAUUUUUUAUAAGUAUUAUAGUUACCUGUACCUUAUCUUUAAUUAUUGAUUCAUUUAAAAUAGCUAAUAUGCAAUUAUUAUUUUUUUCAUUUGCUCUUACAGGAUAUGCAUACUAUAAUUUAAUAACCUUGUUUUUUUUUAGUGUAGCUGCAGGAAUAUUAAUACAAUAUAAUUUAAAUAUAGGAUCCUUUGGAGCUGACAUUGAUACUUUAUUUUUUAUUGAUCUCUUAUCUUAUAUUUUACAAAUUAUUGGAGGGAAUAUCUUAUAUUUUCGUGUCUAUGAAUUAUGUUGUCUUUUAGUCAUAUCAAAAAAAAACCCUUGUAAAUAUGUUGUAGCUUCAAAAAAAGUCAAGAACUUAGAAAAACAAAUAUUUUCCUCAUUAAUUAAUUCAUAUAUAUGUUUUAAAUCGAAAACAUAUUCACACCUACCAUAUCCUAAUGAUUCGAAAAAUAAUAAUAACGCAUCAAUUGUAACUUGUGAAAAAAAAAAAAAAAAUUCAGUACUACAUCAUGAAUAUUCACAUGAAAAUAAAAAUAGCCAUUUUUCUAGUGAUAUUAAUACUACAACACAUCAUAAUAUAAAUAAUAAAAAUAAAGCAUAUUUAAAUUCAAAAUGUACAACACCCUAUAACUUAUCUCUUAAUAAUAGUAACAGCAAUGGUUACAAUUCUGGGGAAAAAAUUCUUACACACAAUAUAGUUAAAAAAAAAAUUAACCAAAAAGAUAAAGAAAAAGAAAAAAAUGAAUAUUUCCAUUUGACUAGCUCAAAAAAAAAAAAAAAAAAUAAAACAAAAAUAAAUAAAAUUUCCAAUAUUGUUCAAAAAAAAAAAAGCAAUACUGUAAAUAUGAAUAUUCCUCAAAAUAAUUAUUUUAUAUUCCCCAUAAAUGAAGACAACUACAAGGGGAUAAGAACAGCGCGUGAUAUAUCAACAUUAAAAUAUAAUGAUGAUAAAAAUGAAAAUGAGUAUAACAUUUCACAAAGAAAGAAGAAUGAAUCACACGUUAUAAUAAAUAUCGCAAAUAAUGACAAUAAUAAUAAUAAUAAUCAUAAUAAUAAUAAUAAUAAUAAUGAUGAUGAUGAUGAUUAUAGUUGUAGUAGUAGUAAUAGUAUUUAUUGUAAUAAAAAUGAAUAUACGUCUGAUAAUAUCAGCCAUUUUAAUAAUUCAAAAAUCAGCUCAAAAUCAGGCAAAAAUGAUAAAGAUUCACAAAAUAUAGAAAAGGAACAAACAAAAUUAAAAAAUAUUAAAAGUUCCAAUAAUCCAUUUAACAAUGAACAACAAAAUGGUGUUAUUACACAAAACUACAAAACUAUAUUGGAAAGAAAAGACAAAGAAGAAGACUCGCAUAUAAUAGACUAUUACCAAAAUAAUAAUAAUAAUAAUAAUAGUAAUAUAAAUUUAACAGAAAAUAAAAUUAAUAAAAUGAGAAAUUGCUUACUCAUAAAAUGUUAUAUUGAUAAUAAAAACAAGGAAACAGAUGAAAAUAAUAAAAUGGAUAAUAAUAAUUUCAUACCAGAUGACCAAAAGCAUAAAAUAAAAAACAUUACAGAUAAUGUAUGUCAAAUUGAAAAACAAAAUCUAUUUAAUUUUGAAGAUGAUAAUAAAAUAUAUAAUAAUUGUAAAUUAUUAACGUGUAAUUAUAAUAUAUUAAAUAAAACAUGUAAUUUAUAUGCUUCUAAAAUAUUUUCACAAAGUGACAUCACUUUAUAUGAAGAUAUUAUUAUGCAAAACGAAAUAACAAAUGAACAAAUAAAAGAUAUAUCAAAAAAAAAAAAAAAAAAAAAAAAAAAAAAUUGCAGUGUAUAUCCCAUAAAUAAAAUGAAUAAAAAUGAUAAAGAUAAUGAUAAUAAUAAUGAUAAUAAUAAUAAUAAUAAUGAUAUAUAUAAUAAUAAUCAUGACAUAUAUAAUAACAAUGGUGAUAUCUUAACCUAUGAUGAAGACAAAAAUAUAGUAUCCAACACAUAUAUAGAAGAACAAAAUUAUACAACAUUCAUAACAGAAGAUUUAAACCCAUACAAUUCAGACGAUUCGGUAAAAUUAAAAAAUAUAAAAAUUGAUAAAAAUAUGUUGUUAUCAGAAGAAAGUGAAUUAUACGAAAUAAAAAAAAAAGUUUUAGGAAAAAGAUAUGAAGAAGAAAAAUAUAACAAUAAUAAUAAUAAAAGUAAAAAUAGUAUAAUUUUCAAGAAAUCGAAAAGUGCCAUAUGUAUAGGAGAUACAAAAAUAAAUAAAACAAGUCAUAAUAAUUUUUCAAAUAAUAAAUAUAUACAAAAUAAUAAAUAUAUACAAAAUAAUAAAUAUAUACAAAAUGAUAAAUAUAUACAAAAUGAUAAAUAUAUACAAAACAAUAAAUAUGUACAAAAUAAUAAAUAUAUACAAAAUAAUAAAUAUAUACAAAAUAAUAAAUAUAUACAAAAUAAUAAAUUUCUUACAAGCAGUAAAAAUUUUUCUAAUAAUAAUAGUAACAGUGUUACAUCCAAAACAUUCUUAAGCAAUUAUAUACAUAAAACAUCAAAUUUAGAUAUUAGAAAUUCAAAUAAUACAGCAUCUUAUAGUAAUAUAAACAAAAGAAUUAAUAUGAAUACAAGACAAACAUAUGAUAUCUUAGAUAAAAUUAUAGAAUUAGAUAUUAGUAAUCAGACCAAAAAAAAACAAAAAAAACAUAAAAGAAAAGAUCUGUCUUUAUAUUCAAAUAAAAAAAAAAUAUAUUUCUCAUCAAAAAAAAAUGGUUACAGAUAUAAAUUCUUAUUUAUGAAUAACCCCAAAGUUCAAAUGUUAUUUAUGUCCUUACCAAAAUGUUUACAAAAUUUCUUUGAUGUAUCCAAAAAGGUACUUUUUGAUUUAAAAAAAAAAAAAAUACUCAUGCAAAAUGCUACUUGGAAAAGUAAAAUAUUCAUACCUGAAAGAAACCCAUUAGGAAUAUUUAAAAAUCCAAAAAUAGAAAAAUGGUAUAUAUCAUGGAUGGAUGAAUUUAAUAAAAAUAUUAUAUGCAAAACAUAUUAUAUACAUAUAUACUUAAUCAUAUAUAUAAUUCUAUUAGACUUAUUAACAACAUAUAAAUUAUAUACAUCUAACUGGAUACGUAAUCCAUUAGGCUUUCAAACUUAUGUACCAUUUGUUCUUAUAAAAUUAUUAAUGAAUAUAAUCAUAUAUAUUUUUUAUGUAUUUAUAUCAUAUAAAAAUAUAAACCAAUUAUAUUAUGAUAUUAAAAAAUAUUACUUUUCGACACUUUUAUUAUGUCUAUGCAAAUUAAUUUUAAGCUUAUUAGAUAUAUAUAUAGCUAUCUCUUCAUUAGAUUAUUUUAAAAGCCCAUAUUAUGUUUAUAUAUAUAUACAUAUGUUAAUAAUUCAAACAUCCAUAUUACUAAUAGUAAGAUAUCCAACACAUUAUUUAUUGUAUUUUCUAUAUAUUAUAUCCUUCACAUCUUUAUAUUGGUCUUUUUCAAUCCACAAAGCAUUUAUGGAAUUCCUCUUUAUAAUCGCUUGUGUAUCAUUUACAAUAAUAUACUCUUAUAUUCUAUGCUCAAGAACUUUAGAAAUUAAUAGAAGAAACUUAUUUUCAAAAUAUGAGCUACCAUAUUUAUUAUAUCUUAAGGAAAUUGUAUACUGUCUCAAGAAAAAUCAAGGUAAAAAAUAUGUGUAA